AUGACGGAAAGUUUCUAUGGCUUUGUCUAUUUUGCAAGUAUGCUAUUGGCACCAGUGACGUUUCUUCCGUGCCGACUCUCCGAAUUGACGUGCGACAAUGGCCGCUGCGUGUCGCUGUCCCGGUUCUGCGACGGCUCGGACGACUGCAAGGACGGCUCGGACGAGCCCAUCGGCUGCACCAAUUGCAACCGGACCUUGUUCGGCGAAGUUGGAACCAAGAACCCAAUCCGGAUCGCGGAGCCCUUUCAGAGGAACCUGCCGUUUGUCUGCACGCUCUACUUCGUCGCGGCUGGUGGAGAGUUCGGUGACAUCGUCGAGCUGACCUUCCUCAACUUCCAGAUAGGCUCACUCGAGCUGGACAGGAACCGGUCGACAACCUGCUUGAACGGUCAUGUACAAAUAAUCGAGCCUUCGACAUCGGCGCCCAUCGUGCGGACCCCGCAGACCCGAGGUUUCAGUAAAAUUCUCUCCGCCGUGCGGGGUGAAGCAGCCUCGCCACACCUGGCGUCCCUCUACGACGGUUCAGACGGAGAGCCGGAGUUCGGCUACUUCUGCGGCGACAUGGCCACCAACGGUGGUUCGGGCACCGGUGGAAGCGCCACCUUCUUCUCGGACCGGAACAACGUCACACUGGUCGUAACCGUGCCCAGUCGUGCCUCCUUGCACAUGUACAGCUUCAGCAUGUAUCUCACAUUUCGCUUUCAUCCGAAGAGACCUUCCCGGACACGCUACGGCACAUCCGCGAGCCCUCACGACAUCGGCAUGGCGACAGCGGGAACGUACUGUGACCGUGUGUUCGAACAUUGCGACCGCAAGCGCUGCAAGAUCCGCUCACCCAACUUCCCGGGCUUCUACCUGCGAAACUUCACUUGUACUUUCACCAUACGCCAGAUGGUGGCACCACCGGGCAAGCAAGCACAGAUAGUUUUGUAUCAAGACAACGAGUACAAGAUCUCCAUUUUCACGGGUCGCCGCACCGCUACGACGUUUUCCCCGAGGUCGCUCACUACCGACUGUCUCGGAGACGUUGUGAAAAUCUACGACGGACCGAGCGCGGACCACUCGCCUCUGCUCACCGAGUUCUGCGGCACGGGGGUGCUACCGGAAGUGAUUUCGAGCGGACCGGAAGUGACUGUGGUGCUCCGAAGCGUGGCCGCGCAACAAAUGCACAGCUCGCGGCUCGAGCUCGAAGUGAAGGUGCGCUUCGUGGAUGUGAAGGAAUACAAGCUGGGUCACGGCAGGUGCGAGUUCCACGUCGACGGCAAAGUCGAGCGCCAGGGCCUCGUGCACACGCCGGCGCACACGGUGCCACCGAAUACCACCUGUCGCUACCGAUUUCAUGGCAGGUCUCCCACAGAUCGCGUCUGGCUCUACUUCCUCUCGUACUUCGUCGAAGACAAGCACCGCUGGUCGAGUGAGGAGAAGUGUGACCUGUCCAGCAUCGAUCUCUUCGACGUGCCUCUCCUGAGGCCCGGUAGCAACACUACUGCCGAUGCCUCCAACACCAGCGCCAGUGGGGACAUCCCCGGAAUGUCCUACCGCUUCUGCGAAAAGAACUCCCCUCGCAUAUGCGCGAGAGCGGCAGAAUACCCCAACUUUAUACCACUUCGUCCCUGCAGGUACCCCGAUGAAUCCUAUCUGUCCAGUGGUGCCGAGCUUGUGCUCGAACAGAAGUUCUACAAAACCAUCGAACUACCUGUCCGCAGGAGCUUCUUCUCAGCCCGAUACGAGUUUGUGGACACCGAGCAACAAGGCACUGAUAUGGGACCACGUCACGGGCCUUGCCACAGGCACUUUCAGAGCAGUAACUCCAAAUUCGGCAUGGUGUCAUCGUCGAAGAACGUCUUUCUGUACGGUCGCGGAGGUCGCGAGAACGUCACUUGCUCCUACUACUACUCCGGCAUGACCUCUGAGAAACUGAGGCUGUACCUGGUCACCUUGAACCUGCCGGCGCUGGGAUGCGAGCAUUAUUUCGACCAAGUAACGCAGAGGUACAACUGUCGCGUCACCGGUCGCCAGUCGGGUCGCAUCUCGCUCUUGCAUGUCAUGGACCACUGGAGCGAUACGUACACUCCCAUCGGCUGUUUCUGCAACAUUACCUCGCAACCCCGCAAGCCCAUACUCAUCGAGUCGGUGGGGAACAACGUCACGCUGACUUUCACAGUAAGCGGCAUGACAGCGCUGGAGGACUUCAACAACUACGGCUUCGAGGCGACGUACGAGUUUCGACCUGCCACUUCGUGCGAUACCAGCACGGAGCUUAGGAACGGCUCACAGGGCGAGCUGACGUUCACGGCUCCUGCCAGUGUGACCGGCCAGGAGCUCCCCCUGCGCUGCCGUUGGUUCAUAGAGGCAUCGCCGCGCAAGUACCUGUACCUCAAGUUCCAGGGACGCGACGGAUCCCGGGGCUGUCCCGACUCGGGAAACAGGUUCGUGGUGUACGCGGACGGCAUCGUGCAGCCCGUGGCCGUCGUCUGCUCGGGCGGCGUCCACGAGGAGACGUCGCUGUCCACGGACUUCGACAUCUUCUCGGCGUCGUGGUACAACGAGUCGAGCGAGCAGCACGCCCUGGCAGACCGCGUGGUCAUCGAGACGGUCGCCUUCCGCGCCGCCCAGUUCCAGCUCCGGUGGCUGGAGGUGACGCGGCCCUUCCUGAAGACCUCGUCGGGCCUGACGCUGCGCAACGUGAACUGCCUGCACGAGUGCCCCGAGUUGAGCGCGUGCAUCUCGCCCGAACUCUGGUGCGACGGCAUCGUCCACUGUCCCUCGGGACACGACGAGAAGCCCGAGCACUGCCGACGCUUCCCGACCUUCUACGUGGCGCUGGGAGCUGGCGCCGGAUUCGUCGUGAUUUGCGCCUGUCUCACGGCCCUCCUGCUCUGGUGUCGAAGCAAAGACAAGAGCAAGGAGGAACCGCGCCUGCGCCCCGCCGACGACAUGCCGCUGGAGAGCCCGGACAGCUGACCCUGGCAUUCGAUUCUGGACCCCGUGGCGGAUGGUUCAGAAUCGCAGGAGACGGCUGUGGUCUCGGCGAGCGCCGCAGCGGUGCGUCCCAUCGAUGUGGUUAUGUCCAUGAUGCCUGCUCCCGGCGGUGCUUUGCCGGCGACGUUGCAGGGAACACUGUCUUCGAGGAUUCGACGCACUGACGUGUCGCCGCCGCCAGCCUACACGGCAGCCGAUGCGGCGGCAGACAUCUACGUCAUCAAGACGAUGAGAUCUCCCUGCCUUUAGCGAUGCUGUCUGAAUAUAUCGCUCUCAGCUUAAUACUUGCCGUGCAAGUGAAAAUGCCUUCGAACAUAACGAAUGAACGAUGUGCGCUUGGUGUGGCUCAUUAUGCGGACGGGGUUCGGAUUGCGCUCGGUGUCACACGGCAAGCUGUUUCUUCGUGAGCCACUGAAAUCUAGGUGCGCCGCCACAGAGCGUCAUGUUUUUGUGAUCUUCGAUGUCGUCCAGAGUGUGCUGACUCUUUGUACCUGUACCGCUCUAUAUUGUGAAAACAUAACGCUGU
This is a messenger RNA of Rhipicephalus microplus (southern cattle tick), 3508 nucleotides long. RefSeq lists its product as uncharacterized. Gene Ontology annotation, molecular function: protein binding. NCBI's taxonomy places the organism in Eukaryota, Metazoa, Arthropoda, Arachnida, Ixodida, Ixodidae. Gene Ontology annotation, cellular component: plasma membrane. The record is from RefSeq and is a predicted model, not a curated record.